Molecule: messenger RNA, 3919 nt
Organism: Biomphalaria glabrata
Lineage: Eukaryota; Metazoa; Mollusca; Gastropoda; Planorbidae
Product: ras guanyl-releasing protein 3-like
Exons: 19
Coding region: 1096-3459 (787 amino acids)
Biological process (GO): positive regulation of GTPase activity; Ras protein signal transduction
Cellular component (GO): plasma membrane
Molecular function (GO): guanyl-nucleotide exchange factor activity; calcium ion binding
Source: RefSeq, a predicted model, not a curated record
AAUGUCAAGGUAAUAAUUUACAUAAAAUUCUUCUCAUUUCAUUGUGAAUGGGCUAACAACAAGUUAUUUUUAGUUCCUAUCGUAGACUCAUUUGCAUACUCGUCGCGCAUAUUUUAUUUUGCAACACAGCUGAGUUGCCACAUGUGGUGAAAUAAAAAAGGUUUUGACCUUAAGGCAGUGGUCGGCUUCUAGCUAAGUGCAUUCAUUCGAUCGCCUCAACCGCUUGCCAACGAAAAUCGAAGAAUGGCGCGUGAACACUUGAGAGAAAAAAAAAAGAGAGUGAGACAUUUUGUACUGGCGCGUACGUCACUUGUGGCAGACGCAACUAACAUCAAAUAGCCCGAAAGUGGGCCGAAAAAAAAUAUCAGUGUUUACACAUUUACAUUUCGCCAGAAGUUGUAGAAACUUGCGGCUAAAUUUAAUACAUCGCCAGUGAUAGUAGUUUGCUCACGUACUUUUUCGCGAACUUUGGAUUACAUUGUUAAUAAAUUAAUUAGAUUUAUUUCAAACCGCUCACUAGCUUUUCUAUACGAACUAUUUUUAUAAUGUUUAUGUAGGCAUAUUCUGUGUAAAUAGAGCAGAAGAUUUGGAUCUACUACAUUUCAAUUGUUGUGAAAUCAGGUAAAUCUUUCAAAACAACUUAUUAAGCAUAGAUCUAGAUCUAGUAUUGAGUUCAAAAUAUAGACUACGUCUAUUUCUUUUUUUAAUUCAAAAGUGCCAGAAAUAUAAACGGAUUUCACGAUUGGCCUUAGACACGUACAAAACCUGACCACGUGUGUGAAUUGUGUCAAGUCGCUGUGUUGUGUGUUCAUUGGAAAUCAUGUAACCUGUAACUAUCUUGUUUACAUACAUUUUUGUUUGCUCCGUGGUGGAUAUUUUCUGGGACAUAAUGAACAAUAACAUUCCAAAGGGAUUCACUCUAGAUCUAAAUAUCUUAUUUAGAUUUUAAAGAGUUCUGUCCUCGUUAGUCAAUUUGCCGAGUUUGACAUUCUUCGAAGUGAUGAUUAACAGGUUCAGAUGGAGACCAACAUUACUAUUGGGUGAAGCCGCCGGAGAAAAAGGCAAGAUGCUGGACUUGAAAGUAACAGCUCCUUAAUGCAUGAAGUGGAUUCGCCCGGGCCGCGCCCAGGCCCGGCUCUGCCACCUGCUGCAAGCACCCCUCCUCCACCACCGCCCCCACCAACCCCUACUUCUUCCAUCUCUCCGACACCCGCCAGUCCUCCUCCACCGCCCGCCCCACAGAUCUCCCACCCUCCCCCGACUCCUACUCCAAUAGGUCUGAUCGAAGACGAGCAGCGUGCAGGGGCGGCCGUCUCGGGGACGACAGUCGCCGGAGCUUUGGUCAGGGCGGCUACACCGGAGAGACUCAUUCAGAUGUGUGUAGAGUCUUUCACUGAAAAAGAAUUGGACAAGAACCACGAAGAGUUUGUGAAUGUGUUUUUCUUGAUGCAUCCUUGGUUCAUGACAUCAGAGGAGCUGGCCCAGGCCUUCAUUGAUCUCUACCAAGGUUGUGAUGAGACUGUCACCUGUACCAUGGUCGCCUGCCAACAUCUGCCCAUCAACACCGGAUGUGCCAUACAGACGUAUAAGAAGAUGAUCUGCCAGGCGGUCAGAUACUGGAUUUGCAAGUUUCCACUCCACUUUGAUAUGGACACUCUAGUCACCACUGCAGUCAAGAGACUGAGUUCACUUCUGCAGGCUGAAGGCAAUUACAGAUUAAAGGAACUGGUGGAUGUGUCUAAAGUACCAUCUUAUGACUGGAUGCGGAACAUGUCUGUCAGAAGUACAACCCAUGGGAAACAUUCCAGGAAAGUCUCUUUGGUGUUUAACCACUUGGAGCCCAAAGACCUGGCCACACAGUUGACCUAUUUAGAAUAUAAAGCUUUUAGGAGAGUUCAUUUUUCAGAUUAUAAAAACUAUGCCCUGACAGCAUCUCUGAAAGACCAGCCGAAACUGGAACGUUCUAUAGCUUUGUUCAACGGUCUGUCUCAGUGGGUUCAGUGUAUGGUGCUAAGCAAGACCACACCACAGCAGCGUGCGGAUGUGAUCUGCAAGUUUAUUGAUGUCUCUAAACACCUGAGAGUAUUACAGAAUUUCAACACCCUGAUGGCCAUUGUUGGAGGAUUGUCCCAUAGUGCAUUGGCAAGAUUGUCCAAAACUAUCGCCUGUUUACCUGCAGAAUCACAAAAGACCCUCAUGGACCUGACAGACUUACUUUCUUCAAAUAACAACUUCAGUAACUACCGCAAAGUGUAUCAUCAAUGUACUGGAUUUAAAAUACCUAUAUUAGGUGUUCAUCUCAAAGAUCUUAUCUCACUUCAUACCGCCUUGCCUGACCGGGUCGAGGGUAAUCUUCUGAAUUUUAGAAAGAUGGCACAGCUGGCCAUCAUCUUGAAAGAACUUACCAGAUUGCAGGGCCUUGAUUCUAUCCCAAUAGAUGCUAAUAUGGAUCUGGUGAACACACUUCGGUUGUCACUAGACUUGUAUCAUACAGAGGAUGAAAUCUAUGAGCUCUCACUAGCCAGGGAACCAAGAGGAUCUCUAUCUUCUCCAACAACUCCGACCAAGCCUGUGGUGUUUGCUGAUUGGCUGCUGGGGCUAAGUCCACCUGACUCGGAUACCAUCAACAAACAUGUCCAUGACAUGGUAGAGGCUGUGUUUAAAAAUUAUGAUCUUGAUAAAGAUGGAUUUAUCUCCCAUGAAGAGUUUGACUCCAUAGCUGGUAACUUCCCCUUCAUUGAUUCAUUUUGUGUUCUGGAUGCAGACAAAGAUGGUAUGAUAAGCAAGAGAGAGAUGAAGACCUACUUUAUUCGAGCAAACAGCCAUGUGCUGCGCAACAGCUUUAAACAUGCCUUUCAUGAAACGACCUACUUCAAGCCAACAUUUUGUAUUCAUUGUACUGGAUUGCUGUGGGGACUCAUCAAACAGGGUUGGAAGUGCAAAGAUUGUGGUAUCAAUGCCCAUAGACACUGUAAGGACCAAGUGGUGAUGGAAUGUCGGAGUAAGGGAAACAAGAGGACAGAAUCUAUGUCCAAUGGUAAAGGACCUCAUGACCUAACCAUAACUGCUAAGCGUAAAAUCUCACAGAGACACCUGAAGAGGUCGUCCCCGUCCCACACCUGCCAGCAGUCCACCCAGACGGAGGGCGCUGUGCUGCGCAGGUCCAGCAGCCUGAAGGUGAUGAACAGCAGCAACAGCCAUCGCAACCAUCGUGACUGUACGCUCCUGGAUGGAGAGUACUAUGAGGAGCAGGCGCUGCUGUACGAGAGGCUGCUUAAAGCGGAAGAGGCCCGUGAAAAGCUACUAGAGGAAAAUUCUCGUCUUCGCUCAAAGUUGGAUAUUGCCAAUGACCAGAUCUCACUACUUAAAUCUCACAUUGGAAUCAUUCGUCAGAAUACCAUAGCCUUCAUCCUGGAACAGAUGGAUGCGCUACACAUGCAACGUGACACUGAAGUGUGAAACAUUGAACAGGAUGUAUAUCCACUUGAAAGGGGUCGGAAAAUGGUUUCCAAUCAUUCAGACCUAGCAGUUAAACAUCUCAUUCAUUUGUGGUGGGAUCUAAACCAUUCAGGUCCAAUACUUUACUGGCCAGUUAAUAGCAACAGAAAAUGCAUCAAAUUUUGUCCAUUUUCUGAUAAGAUGAAUUUCAUAUCGUAACCUGAUUCAACAGAUGGUAACUGGAUAGAGGGUUAUUUUUUCUUUGGAGAUCUCAACUUGAACCUUGCAUGCAGGACCAUGCAAAUGUUGGGAACAUUUUUGCUUUUUGGUAGCUGCUCCCAUCUAUUGGACAGGAAUCAUGGCGAUGAUGAAACCAAUGGAACUUUAACACACACUUUCACAAGUCUCAACUUUUAACUGAGACAUCUUGGAAAACACAUGCGUCCCAGUCUUCUUAUUUAUGUCUCUACUAUUUUUUUUU